Molecule: messenger RNA, 1731 nt
Organism: Toxotes jaculatrix (banded archerfish)
Lineage: Eukaryota; Metazoa; Chordata; Actinopteri; Toxotidae
Gene: p2ry8
Product: P2Y receptor family member 8
Exons: 3
Coding region: 177-1175 (332 amino acids)
Biological process (GO): phospholipase C-activating G protein-coupled receptor signaling pathway; positive regulation of Rho protein signal transduction
Cellular component (GO): membrane
Molecular function (GO): G protein-coupled receptor activity
Source: RefSeq, a predicted model, not a curated record
UGUUUCCUCUCUCUCUCUCUCUCUUGUUCUGGUUCUCUAACAAGGUCAAACCCCAUUUCCUCAGCAGUCACAAUAUCUGUACCCCCAUCUGUAACUGGCGCUCACAUGCUUACCUGCGUCCCGUCUUGUUCGCCUUUGUGUUCAUAUCGGUGAUUAGAGCCCAUUCCCAUCCAGUCAUGACGGGAAAUAUCAGCAAGAUAGACAACGCCACCCUGUCCCUGUUUCAGAAUACAAACACCAGCAUCAUCAUUUCUGUUAUCUACAUAAUCGUCACUGCCAUUAACCUGGUGGGAAAUGGUCUUUCUAUGUGGCUGCUCCUCUUCCGUACCUCACCCAAGACUCCCUCCAUCAUCUUCAUGAUUAACCUCACCCUCACCGACUUGGCCCUCGGCUCUGCCCUGCCCUUUCAGAUUGCCUACCAGCUACAAGGAUACCACUGGAAACUGGGUCCCAGUAUGUGCAGUUUAAUGACCCUCAUCUUCUACACCAAUAUGUACUGUUCCAUCCUGACCAUGAUGGCCAUUGGUAUUGACCGCUACCUGGGCAUCAUCAGACCCAUGAUGUUCAGACAGACCAGGGAGAAAAAGUCCAUCGCUGUCAUCAGCUGCCUCCUCAUGUGGGGUUUAGUCCUGAGUGUUCUGUACCCGCUGAUGACCACAGACCUGACCUAUGACAUUCCUGAACUUGGGAUUACCACAUGCUUUGAUAUGCUGAAGAAAGACAUGCUCCCUUCUCUGUCGGCCUGGGCAACCUUCCUCUUCAGCAUGGUGUUCGUCCUCUUCCUCUUGCCUUUCUGUGUCACAACAUUCUGCUAUGUCAGUGUCAUACGCAAACUGGCUAGAGAUUCCAAGACUGUCCAGAAAGGGAGAGCAAUACGUUUGGCCUUCAUUGUUCUCUUGGUCUUCACCCUUUGCUUUGCACCCAACAACAUCCUCCUUUUGAUUCACAGUGUGCUGAGACUCUUCUACAAUAAGUCUCUCUACAUGGCCUACAAACUGUCUCUCUGUUUCAGCUGCCUGAAUAGCUGCCUCGAUCCGUUCAUUUACUACUUUGCUUCCAAGGAUUUCAGACAAAAGCUGAGACAGAUAAUCAAUCUGCAGAGCCUGAGUAGUGUGGACUCGAUGAGGAUGGAGCACAAAGAAAGGUUGUACUCAGCAGAGUGUACCACAGCAUAGAGAAAGGGAAUGUGAGACAAGAGUGCGAAAGGAAGUGAAAGUAAAGCAGAAUGUGUUAAGGGUUGCCCUGAGUGCGUCAGGCUCUUACAACGACAUUUCAACUGUUAAGUUUCAAAAUCAUUUUACUUCAGUUUUUAUGUGCACCGUAGAACAAAUGAAAAUAGACAGCAGCUAAGUCUCACUGCCUGAAAGAAUCUUUAUUUAUUACCAUAUGGAUGUUUUUUGUUGUUGUUGUUGUUGUUGUUUUAAGUGAGAAACCAUUCAUUAUCUGUAUAUUUUAAAAUCUGCUGCACGCAUCGUAACUACUUUUCUGCCAAAACAUGUAGCAUGCACACAUAACAUGUUUAUAUUACAUUAGUCUUCACUGCCUGAACAUAGCUCAUCUUUUAGCAUUUUUAACAUUACCUCUGUACAUGUCUCAGAGAACGUCUGUACUGUGAAUCUGUGAAUGGCGAUAGUUUCCUAUUCACCUUCUUCACUUGUUUCCUGUUCCUGUUUUUUAUUUUCAUGUGCUUUGUUUACCUCCUCGACAGAAUGAAAAAAUAAAUAAAUACAU